Mollisia scopiformis is the source of this 1430-nucleotide messenger RNA. RefSeq lists its product as uncharacterized. The transcript has a single exon. The record is from RefSeq and is a predicted model, not a curated record. Bases 367 to 1236 code for a protein of 289 amino acids. NCBI's taxonomy places the organism in Eukaryota, Fungi, Ascomycota, Leotiomycetes, Helotiales, Mollisiaceae.
UCAAAAAUGUAUACUAAUGCUUUGAAUAGCCAAUGGAACUAUUCAUUGCGAAGAAAGUCACCCCUCAUGACAUCAAGAAUGCUGGUGCAUGGGACAAGGCAGUCGAAGCUCGCGACAUCUUGGUGCAGACAAACAUGCAAGAAUUCCUCGAAAACGCUGCAGGUCCGGCCCAUAAAGCAAAAAAGGGGCUGGUAUACACAUUUGGGUUCAUGGUGGAACCGAACAACCGUCCUGGCAGUUUGCACGUCUCGAAAUUGUCAAAGCUCGACGAUCCACGCAUCCACCGAAGCACGGAACUCCUAGCCAGUGCUGCACAAAUGAUUUUUAGAGGGAAUUCCGGGCGCAUAUACGGAAGCACAUAAGAAGAUGUGGGCUGGAGAAGGAUGGUUGUGUUGUGGUAGCGAGAACAACAAGUCGUUCUCCUCUAUUCAGAUCAACUUUACACCAAUCAACCUGACAUCAAUCGAAUCUCUUAAGGGAAGAGGCGAGAUACACGAUGACCGCAGCGAUGACCGGGCGUGCCCUUCCGUCAUGUUCGCACUUCACAAUGUGCCUUCAGGAUGGUUUCCAGGAAGAUUUUCCCUCACCAACUUUCGACUGACGAUGACCGCCGAGCCAUUCACAGCCAUUGCAUUCUCGGGCGUCUUCCCGCACACUGGUAGCGGCCUUGGUCCAUACCCAGCAGGCAUACCAGAAGACUCGCCAUUCCGAUGCCAGCCAUUCCCAGGUAUCACAUACCCAGCACUACCGGAGGGGGCUGGAGAUUUCCGACUUGCUGCGGUCGUCUACCCAGGUUCAGCCAUGCACAGAGUCCGCGACGGAAUGACCGCCCGUUCCGUCACCCGCACCUUGAAUGGACAUGGUUCCUUGCUCAACCAUCUGCAAUGGCAAAUGCUGUCCGCGAUUCGAGCAGAGAGGAAGCUUAUGGAGGAAAGAAUCGGAAUUACGGAAGCAUACGAGUACAUGAGCAAGACAGGAAAUCCGGCACAGUGGGUCAGCAAGUACUCGAUGAUCGAUGAUACGACCGGGCUCAUGGUCGCACCGUCCAUCCAAGCUGUCGUGAUGCGCUGGACUUCAGUCCAGCGGACAGGGAAACGUGGUCGGACCUUCACAAGGCUUCCUUGUAUCAUUCGGCAAAGCCUCCUCCACAUGGAGAACCAGGAGACUCUCAUGGUGUGUCACCGGCGAGGCGGGUUGCUAAGGAGGAACGCAAGAAUGCUGCACUUUGUGGUAUGAUGCAGAACAAUGGGAAGGAGUGCACGCGUCCGGUGAAGAGCGGUGGUGUUUGUGGGGUACACGCGCGGGAUGCACUGGUGAUGGAUGAGGACAUGAUGGAUGAGGAAAUGUGAGGGGGAAAACCCGACAAGUCGCGACAUUGAAAAACAAGAAAGUGUGGCCUAGCAAUGGACUUUAUGAUAGCACAAAAAAAA